GAAGCACUCGCAACAGCACCACAACAACAACACACCCGAUUGUCAUCAUCAAAAUCAUCACGAGCUUCGCUCUGCUGGGUCUCUUCUUCUCACCGGCUUAUUUUACUUCUCUGGUCAACUGUUUUAAAAGCUGACAAGCUAUAUUAAGCCAAGAGUCAUUCGCUUCCAUCAGAGAUCUUCAAUCUGACAAAUCGGGUUCAACUGAUUUCAUCACAGCUCUGCGUCACCUUUGACCCUGACCAGUGUGUGUACAUGUGUGUUUACACUCUCAGGAUUCUGUGCUUGGCUCAAAUUCUGGAUUCAAAAAUAUUUCAUUUACUUAUUUGACAAGAAAUAUAGCCUAGGGCAAUCGUCCACAGUGACAAACACAACUGCUGUGAUAUGGGCAAUGCUUAGAGAUGGAGAAGCAGAUAAGUUGUGGUGAGGAGGAUGGUUCUGGAGAGAGAGGACUUCUCCACACGUGGAUGGGAUACUCCUACAGCACCACACCGGAGAGGAUUCUUCUCUCGCGGCCGGUUCUCCAGGCUGCCCUGGGAGCUAGACAUGGGGUUCUACUAGUUGAGGGGGGACAAGUCUACAGCUUUGGCGAGCUGCCAUGGAAACAGAACCAAACAUCAUCAGUAGUGACUGAGCCUGUUUUGGAGGCGGCUCUUAGUGAACAACGUGUUGUUUUUGUGGCUGCUGGCUCCGCCCACAGUGGAGUCGUGACAGAAGAUGGAGGCAUGCACAUGUGGGGAGAAAACACUCACGGGCAGUGUGGCCUAUCGGGACUCUCUGUUAUCCCUAAUCCCACCCCUGUGGGUGUGCUCGACCCUGAGGCCACGCCCCCUCAGACGGUGAAGAUCCUGGAGGUGGCUUGUGGGGAUCAGCACACCCUGGCUCUUUCAGGAAAGCAUGAGGUCUGGGCUUGGGGAAGCGGGUGCCAGCUGGGCUUGAACACUUCAACGUUUCCCGUCUGGAAGCCCCAGAAGGUAGAGCACCUGGCUGGAAGGCACGUGUUGCAGGUGGCCUGUGGAGCCACUCACAGCCUGGCUGUGGUGUGCUGUCUCCCCCCUCCGCAGGAGCCUCGGAAACUCCCUCAAGACAAGUGCGGUCAGUGUCAUCAGAUGCUGUACACUAUGACAGACAAAGAGGACCAUGUUAUUAUCUCUGAUGGCCAUCACUGUCCGGUAGGUGUUGAGCUGGACAGUGGUGAGACCACAUCUGCAUUUGAGGGCAGCCCAGAUCAGAGUUUAAGGUUUAAGCAAGGCAAGAGCUCACCUACAGAACCUGUUCCAUCCAUGUCAACUCAGAUCCCAAAAUCACCCACUUCUAUAGCUAACCCUGAAUCUACAACACCUACUGAGAGCAAACCUGCCUCUGAACCACAAACUGAGGUUCCUGCAUCUAGCCAAGAACCUGUAGAACCAGCCAUAGAACACUCAGAGGAGCCUGAAGCUCCGCCCACAAAUGGAGAGGUUUGUGUCGAAGCCUCAGAGACCAGCAUUUCUGAGCCGGGCAGCUGUAGAGCCACAGGAGGGAAGUCCUCCCCAUAUCCUGAUGAGCAGGCAGUGAAGGCCUACCUAAAAAGACUUUGUGAUCAUGCCCAGGCAGAGCACACCACCAAGACUCCCAGUACACUUCAUCCGGCUCAGCUCUCCAGUGACUGUGCUGAUUGUUUCACCUCUGACCCCCUGAUCCCAGUCGCCCAGUCUGUGACUCCAAUGGGCUCCGCGUUUAACAACUUGGUGGUAUCCUGUGCCUCUGCAGUGGGGGAACGUGUAGCAUCCACAUACGAAGCUCUUUCUCUGAGAAAGGUGAUUGGUUACUGGGUUCCAGGAGACCGAGUAGAGGAGCGACUGCGUCAGGAGGAGCCCAUGCAGGGGAAGAAAAGCUCCAGCCUGGGGGACAUCCGAGAGGAGGAGGCGGAGCUCAGCCGUCGCCUGUCCCUGCCCGGCCUGCUCUCUCAGGAUAAUGCAGAGUUUGAGCUGGAGGAGUCGUUGGAGUCCAAGGCAAAAACUCAAGUGUCUCCACGUCUUUUGCGGAGAACGAGCCGCCACCGUGCACGGGCCAUCCCGCUCACUCCAGGAGGCAUUCCUGAGGCCGAUGCCCACCUGCCGCCUUUGCAGACAGAAGUGUGGAGCUGGGGACAUGGCCAGGAAGGGCAACUUGGACAUGGAGACCUCCUUCCCAGACCGCAGCCCGUCUGUGUAAAGAGUCUGAAUGGUAAAGAGGUGUUGAGAGUGGCUGCAGGUGCUCAUCACUCUCUCGCCCUGACCGCCCAAUCACAGGUCUUCUCCUGGGGCUGCAACACUUCUGGACAGCUGGGACACAUGGAAACCCCCACCACCCUUCCUCACUUAGCCAAGCUGUCAGAUGGGAUUCGUGUGUGGGAUAUUGGGGCGGGGCAACAACACACACUCUUAUUGGCUGAUGGAGAUUGUAUCCAGCCAAUCCUGUACUACAGUGGCCAGCAGGUGAAGGAAGUGAUGGAGCAGACUGAGGAAGAGGAGCAGACAGGAGAGUACACACAGCAACCGGUGCUUCUGCCCUUUUGUAUGAAUUUGGGCUAUGUAAGCAGUGUGUGCGCAGGAGGACAGAGAUGUGCGGCGCUGACGGAUUGUAAUGUAAUGGGUUUUAUUGCCAGUCUGCAUGAGCUGGCGGCCGCAGUGAGGAAAUAUUACUGCAAACUCAGCAAUAUCAGUAGUCUUCUGCUCCAGCCUCUGCUCAAACUGGAUUCCCUAAGCUCCGCCCUCGGUCUGUCCUCUGGAGGACUUCUGCAGAAUCUGAUUAGACGAUUGGGUCGGCUGUCUCAGCUCACUGGUCAAACCUCGGCCUCUCUAACCUCUUUCCUGCGGCGUUCACGUGAUAUCCGAGGUCUUGUUAUUCUAGAUGAUGCACAUCUGUUCCUGGACACAUAUUCUGAGUACUGUUCUGCAGUUGGUGAUCUCUUAGUCAUGGGAGGAUUUCAAGCCCUUGUCAAACCUUGUCAUGAUGUGUUUGGCAAAGGGGCCGAGGUUGUACAGAAGUUGUCUGAAUGUUCUGAAGAGGGUUUGCCCUUGGCGGAUGUUCUGGCACAUCUCUUUUACCUGCCCAUAAAACACCUGCAUGAAUACGGACGACUGCUGCUCAAACUGGCUACCUGCUACGAGGUGAGUUCUGUGGAUUAUCAGAAACUGCAAGAUGCCAGCUCAAAAUAUGAAUCCAUGGCUCUUCAUCUGAAGAGGAGGAGGAAGGAAGCUGAGUACACGCUCCACUUCUGGAAGAGCUUUCCUGGAAAGAUGACCGACUCUCUUCGUAAACCGUCUCGCCGGCUGAUCUGUGAGAGCAGUAAUAAGGCUUUGACUCUUCAGAACGCAGGACGUUUUUCCGUCAACUGGUUUAUGCUUUUCAACGAUGCGCUGGUUCAUGCACAGGGCAUGGUCCCCUAUAAGAAUCUUUUUUCCACUCAUCACGUCUUCCCAUUGGCUACAUUGUGGGUGGAGCCUAUAUCUGAGGAAAACACCGGGAUAUAUGGUUUGAAAGUGACUUCACCUGAAGAGAGCUUCACUCUGCUGGCCUCGUCCCCAGCUGAAAAGGCGAAGUGGCUGCGUUCUAUAAACCAAGCGGUGGAGCAAGCGCUUAGUGGACUGGGGCAUGAUGGGAUGCCUCCUUCUACAGGGGUGACACAGAGAGCAGAUCCGCCCAUUUCACGAACAGCAACAUACACAUUCUACAAAGACAGUCGGCUCAAGGAGGCCGUUUAUGAGGGCCGAUGGGUCUCAGGGAAACCUAAUGGGCGGGGCGUGGUCAAAUGGCCCGAUGGACGAAUAUACACAGGGACAUUCAAGAACGGCCUUGAAGAUGGUUUUGGAGAUUACGUUGUGCCUAACAAAAACCUGAGCAGCUGUGAUCAUUACCAAGGGCAGUGGAAGGAUGGCAAGAUGCACGGCUUUGGAACAUUCAGAUAUGCCUCUGGUGAAAUAUAUGAGGGUUUUUUCCAAGAUAACAUGCGUCAUGGUCACGGGAUGUUGCGUAGUGGGAAGCUGAAUUCCACCUCUCCCAGUGUCUUCAUUGGACAGUGGCAGAAUGACAAAAAAUCUGGCUAUGGAGUGUUUGAUGACAUCACCAGAGGAGAGAAGUACAUGGGCAUGUGGCUGGAUGAUCAGCGUCAGGGGAACGGAGUUGUUGUUACACAGUUCAGCCUGUACUAUGAAGGUGCUUUCAGCAACAAUAAAAUGAUGGGAAAUGGGUUGUUACUCUCUGAGGAUGACACCACAUUUGAAGGAGAGUUUUCAGAAGACUGGACUCUAAACGGAAAGGGUGUGUUGACCAUGCCGAAUGGAGACUACAUUGAAGGCUCUUUUAGUGGAGUCUGGGGAAGCGGACUGAAGAUGUCAGGAUCCUACUACAAACCCAGCCUCUACGACUCAGACAAGGAGAAGACUCGUGCAGUUAAGCUGGGCAGGUUAGCAGUUCACUCUGAAGAAAAGUGGAAGGCCGUGUUUUUGGAGUGCUGGAACAGGCUAGGGUGUGAUUCUCCCGGACAGGGACAAACCACUACAGCAUGGGACAACAUCGCCGUAGCACUCACUGCUAACAUGAGACAGCAGAGAGACAGUCCAGAGUUACUGAGUCGCUCUCAACACAAAACGCUGGAGAGUCUCGAGUUCAUUCCUCAGCAUGUGGGUCCUGUGACGUUAGAGGUGCAUCACAAAAUCCGCCGCUACCUUGUCAAGGCAUGUGAUACCCCACUGCAUCCUCUGGGUCGGCUGGUGGAGACAUUGGUUUCGGUGUACCGUAUGACGUACGUUGGUGUUGGGGCCAACCGCAGAUUACUGCCCCAGGCUGUCAAUGAGAUCAAGUCCUAUCUCAGCCGCAUCUUCCAGCUUGUCAGAUUCCUCUUUCCUGAUCUGCCAGAGGAAGGAGGUUCACUAGCUGACCCUCCUAAAGAGAAGGGCAGUUCAGACCCUGCUGGGAAGCAGCUGGAGUCUCCUAAACCUGGGUGUGUGGUUAGCAGCUCUGCUCUCCUCCUGCCGGUGCUGUUGCCUCGUCUCUAUCCUCCUCUCUUCACUCUCUAUGCUCUAGAGAAAGAGAAGGAGGAUGAUGUGUACUGGGAGUGUGUGCUCCGACUCAACAAACAACCAGACCUGGCGCUGCUCGCCUUCCUCGGGGUGCAACAGAAAUUCUGGCCUGUGACUGUCACAGUACAUGGAGAAAAACAAGAGGUUCUCUCAAGCACUAAGGACGCCUGUUUUGCCUCAGCAGUUGAGACUUUACAGCAAAUAAGCACAACUUUUACCCCCUCAGACAAGCUUCAGGUCAUCCAACUGACCUUCGAGGAGAUUACCCAGGAAGUACUCGCACUUCUGAAACAGGAUUUCUUGUGGUCUAUGGAUGACCUUUUUCCUGUCUUCCUCUUCGUUGUUUUGCGUGCACGGAUAAGGAAUCUGGGGUCAGAGGUCAGCCUCAUCGAAGACCUAAUGGAUCCAUGUGUACAACACGGAGAGCAUGGCAUCAUGUUCACCACACUCAAGGCAAGCUACUAUCAAAUCCAGCAUGAGAAGAUCACGUAGUGAACGCAUCUCUCCAAACCCAUCUGGUAAGGCAGUGGAAUGACUGAGAAACAGACCAGCCAAUCAGAGUAUUCGCUCGCCAUGAUGUGUGAGGAGCCAAUCACUUGAUCACACGGCCAAGAAGAGCUGUCUUUGGUUUUGCAUUUAUUAACAUGUGUUCUUUUUAUUUUUGUGUCUUCCUCACUCAGAGAAAGCCAUUAUCGAGACGUUUUAACUGCUGGCAUUCCAUCAUGUUCCAGAUAUAUUCUCCAGCUCAGUGUUCUUUUAUUAAAGAGCCCGUGCUUUGUUGGCUCAGAUUGAAUGACGUUCAAGAACAGCAUGUCACGAUCACCUCUCCCUCCAAGCACACACUGACAUAUGAAGUUCAUUAAUGUACUGUAAGCCAUCCGAAAUAAUGGUCAUCUACCUCUGUCUUUGAAGUAAACUACCACGUUCAUUUUCCUGGUCUUAUUACAUCAUUCAGUGCAAACAGCAAACUGCCUUGGACCCAAAUCACGAAUCUGUUCACAUAAAUCAAAAAGAUUAGCGUUUUAGUAAUGAAUGUUCCAAGCGAAAAAAAACAACAAAAAAAAUAAACUUUUAUUGCUUCUUUAUGUAUAAAUCUUUGUUUACAACCUUCUUUGUUCAACCAAAUUGAACUUAGUAUGGAAACGGUUGAUACUAAACUGAGAUAGCGAGUGCUUGUGGGUCAACACACACACACACACACAUAUAUAUUUAUUUUGUUCUUUCUCUAUGCACUAGGCACCGCAGUUUUGUUUUGAUGCACUUCUUUCGGGGAAGUUAAGUAUUUUUACAGUCAGUUUUAUGAAAAUAUUCAAGCUUUUCAGAAAAUAUGUGAAAUGGUUUGAUUUCCUCUGCAUAUCCGAGUAUCCAUCGGCAACAUAUGAGUUUUGUAGUGGAUGUCACUGGCACACAUUUGAACAAGAGGUUGAAGAUCUUGCUCUCUGAUGAGCCACAACACUUUGCAUGCCGAACUAUUUUGGUCAUGAGAUGUAUUUUCUGCAUUGUUAAAUUAAGCUGUUAUAUCAGAAAGGUCACUUGACACAUGCAAGCACUGUAGUACUCAAUGCUAAAAUCAGUGCAGUAUUCUGAAAAGUGCCUCUGACAGUGUUAUGGACUUGUGUCAUUACAUCUCUAUAUCUAGCAAUAGAUUCGAGUUGAGCCUCAUGUUUUAAAGCUCGACAGUUUAAUCUGUUAUUUUCUUUUAUUGACAUUGUUUUAUUUAUUUGAUGGCUAGAUCUGGCUACAGAACAGAUCAUCUGAGCGUUGUAGGGUAUUUCACGUACAGAGCACCAGAAGGACGAUGUGUUUGAAUAAAUGGUCACAAAACCCAUUUCCAAGUAUCAGGGAUGCUUGCGUGUGAUUGUGUGUUACUAAACGUAAUUGUGAAAACUGUAAUGAUGAAGGAAUGUUGAUGUUUACAUCCAUUGACACUUGAGAUGUUGUAUGAAUAUCAUGGUUCAUGUUGUGCUUUGGGUACAAGAAGGUACGGUUUGUUCUUCCACAUCAGUUUUUCUAUACUGAGCCAAGGUGUGCAUAUUAACCUGUGUUUGAAUGUCUGUGUGUGCAAGUAUGUAUGAGGUUUAUGUGUGAUUUUUGAAGAAUAUUCUUUGUGCCAGUCGUUUACUGACUCAUAAUUCAAAUGGAUGACAAUAAAAUGGUUGGGAAUUGAAA
This is a messenger RNA of Carassius gibelio (silver crucian carp), 7211 nucleotides long. RefSeq names its product alsin. Bases 399 to 5534 code for a protein of 1711 amino acids. Gene Ontology annotation, molecular function: guanyl-nucleotide exchange factor activity. NCBI's taxonomy places the organism in Eukaryota, Metazoa, Chordata, Actinopteri, Cypriniformes, Cyprinidae. The record is from RefSeq and is a predicted model, not a curated record. The transcript is spliced from 38 exons.